GGUGAUAGGCCGAGCCCCGGGCGUGCAUUGUGUAUAUGCAAACCAGCGCCCCGGCUCUCGGCUGCUGCGCGGCCCGGGCCGGGGCUGCGGCUGGGACCGGUGCAGUGGUGGGCGCCCCUGCCCGCGUCGGAGCCCCGCACUGUCAUGCCCCAGUCGCCCCACAGGCGGCUGCGUCCUCGAGUCGCCACAUAAGCGCUGCGAGGGGGCACGCGGAGGGGCUGAAGAUGACGGUGCCCGCGCAUGGGCCCCCGCUGAUUGCCAACCCCUCCCGAGCCCGCGCCCUGCGCGGAGCCCGAGGCCGCCUAGGACCCGCCUUCGCCGCAGUAGCAUCUGGAGCAGCAGCAAAGGCGGCGGCGGCGGCGGUGGCCGGGCCCCUCUCGCCAGCGCGUAAAGACGCGGCGGCAGCUCGGGGGCCGCCGCUGCCCCGGCUGCCAUGAGUUGUGCGGAGGUGAUGUAUCACCCCCAGCCGUAUGGAGCGUCCCAGUAUCUGCCCAACCCAGUGGCAGCUGCAACUUGCCCCACAGCCUGCUACCAUCCGGCGCCCCAACCUGGCCAGCAGAAGUUAGCGGUAUACAGCAAGAUGCAGGACUCUCUGGAAGUCGUCCUUCCCAGCAAACAAGAAGAAGAGGAGGAGGAGGAAGAGGAAGAGAAAGACCAGCCUGCCGAGAUGGAGUACCUUAACUCGCGCUGUGUCCUCUUCACUUAUUUCCAGGGAGACAUUGGGUCAGUAGUGGAUGAACACUUCUCCAGAGCUUUGGGCCAAGUCAGCACCCUUCAUCCAGAAUCUACCAUUUCAAAAAGCAAGAUGGGGCUAACCCCUCUAUGGCGAGACAGCUCAGCUCUCUCAAGCCAGCGGAGUAGUUUCCCAACUUCCUUUUGGACCAGCUCUUACCAGCCCCCACCUGCACCCUGUUUGGGGGGAGUUCAUCCUGACUUUCAGGUCACUGCACCCCCUGGCACCUUUUCUGCAACUGACCCCAGCUCCUGGCCAGGACAUGGCCUGCAUCAGACUGGCCCUGCACCUCCCCCUCCUGCGUCCGAGUCCUGGCACUAUCCUUUGGCAUCUCAGGUGAGCCCAUCCUACAGCCAUGUGCCUGACGUGUACCUGCGGCACCACCACCCCCAUGCCCACGUGCACCAUCGCCACCACCACCACCACCACCACCCUCCUGCUGGCUCUGCCCUGGAUCCGUCAUAUGGGCCCCUGCUGAUGCCAUCAGUGCGUGCAGCCAGGAUUCCUGCUGCCCAGUGUGACAUCACAAAGACAGAACCGACUACAGUCACCACUGCUACCUCAGCAUGGGCUGGAGCCUUUCAUGGAACAGUGGACAUAGUGCCAAGCGUGGGGUUUGAUACAGGUCUACAGCCUCAAGACAAGAGCAAGGAGUCCCCAUGGUACUGAACACACAGUCUCAGUGAGUCAGGUUGCAGCACGAAUCCCAGGGCCCACUGGGAGAAGACGCUGUCAGGAUUUUCCAUUCUGCGAUGGGACGUGAGACCCGGAAGGGGAAGAGGAAGUGUCAGGCAGUAAACUCUGGUUUCGAGCCUUUUCUUGAUAAAGCAGCAUGGGGCCUGGACAUUGAAGGAAGGCAUUUUUGUCUGGUUUUUCCCUCAUCUGAGCCUUUGCCAGCUGUGCAACUCUUUCUGUUUUCUUGCUUUUACCAGUACAUGGGUUAGUUUUUUAUUUCAUCUGACUUUUUUUUUUUUAUCCAACCACCUUGUCAGGAAAAGAUGAACUACAAAUUAAAACGUUCUUUCUGUCAGGAAUACAGUUUGGUAGCUCUAUGUGCAUUUAUUUUUGUAGAAAUACAGAAAAUGUUUGGUUUAACAUUGAUGGGCUGUAUUGGAGGGAUGUAUUUUUUUUAAUAUUGUAAAAAUUGUUGAGUUCUGUUUAAAGAACUUGCUCUCAGAGAAGCACUGGCAAAAAUGUUUAAAAUGCUUAUCUUUAAAAAAAAUGCUUAUCUUUACGGUGUCUGUGAUAUGGUCUGUCUGCUUUCUAGGUUACCUCAAGUCUGUGAUAGUUUCCUUUUUACAAAAGUAGAUAUGCCAUAGCCAAACCAGUACAGUAUUGUUCUUACAUUGAACCUCAGUGAAGAUUUAAAUUCCAUGCUAGCUCAAUUAAUUUUGAAUUAUAUAUAUAUAUCUCAAAAAGGUUUAUUACUUUGAUUUCUACAGAAGAGUAAGAUGGAAAUAGAGUAAGAAAAUUUGCAUAAAUUUUCAAUGGACAGUUUGCCUAGAGUAUAAUAAUUUUCUUCCCUAUCUGUACAACUUAAACAAGAAGUUAUGUACCAGAAAUUAUCUACUACUACUGGGAAAAAAUACAUUUAACCACACUACCUA
Messenger RNA from Nycticebus coucang (slow loris), 2340 nucleotides. It is a transcript of the gene VGLL3, whose product is annotated as vestigial like family member 3. The record is from RefSeq and is a predicted model, not a curated record. Bases 434 to 1402 code for a protein of 322 amino acids. The transcript has 4 exons. NCBI's taxonomy places the organism in Eukaryota, Metazoa, Chordata, Mammalia, Primates, Lorisidae. Gene Ontology annotation, biological process: regulation of transcription by RNA polymerase II. Gene Ontology annotation, cellular component: nucleus.